Oncorhynchus masou masou (cherry salmon) is the source of this 6263-nucleotide messenger RNA. RefSeq names its product cell adhesion molecule L1-like b (gene chl1b). Bases 456 to 4292 code for a protein of 1278 amino acids. The transcript has 30 exons. Lineage: Eukaryota; Metazoa; Chordata; Actinopteri; Salmoniformes; Salmonidae. Gene Ontology annotation, cellular component: axon; plasma membrane. The record is from RefSeq and is a predicted model, not a curated record. Gene Ontology annotation, molecular function: cell-cell adhesion mediator activity. Gene Ontology annotation, biological process: cell-cell adhesion; brain development; axon guidance.
UGUUUUAACCCGGUCACACCGUUGAGAAGUUGUGGAGGGUUUUCUCGGUUGCCAUGGAUUUCUAAAAGCGAUUGACAGCGAUAGGGUCCCUUUCUCUGAAUGUCUUUGUAAGAGACAACCUAUACUUUAGCUUUUUUCAUUUUUUUUUCUGGGGGAGCGAUAGCGUCCACGGUGAGGAAAGCGUUCUCGUGUCAUUCUAGUUCCGUCGGAGCGCACGUUUUGAGAUUCAGUAGCGAUAAGUAUCUCAGGCGGCUGUAAACAAAAUUCAACCUCCGCAAACUGCUUGAACGAUAGGACCUGCUCUUUAAAAAAAAACAUGGAAAAUGUUGAGGACAAGCCUUGCCAAACUGGUCAAGACCCAGCACCAUUUGUCAUCUUGGAGGCCCUUCGUCUUCGGCAGGACAUAGUUGUGAACUGAGAGUGGGAAGAGUGCAGCUCGUGUCACUUCCUCCACAAUGAACUCCGAGAUGGUUGUCUGCUGUGGCGCGAUGAGGAUGAGGUCAUCGAUGUGGAGCCCAGGAUUGGCUCUCCUGACGGGCGUGGUCGUCAGUGUCUGUGCCUUUCACCUCACCACUGCCAUUGACAUCCCAUUGGAGGUUUUAGGUCAUGUAAACAUUGAGCAGCUGCCCACCAUCACAGAGGCCUCCCCCAGCUCUCUGAUCGCCUUCCCCUUCGAUGAGAGCUUCCCCAUGACGUGUGAAGCCAAAGGGAAUCCCAAGCCAGAAUACCGGUGGACAAAAAAUGGGGAAGAGUUUGACCCCUACCAGGACCCGAGGCUGAUCAAGGAGGACAACUCUGGGACGUUUGUGAUCCCCAACACUGGGAAUCUCACAGAAUACCAGGGAACGUACCGCUGUUACGCCGAGAGCGUAUUAGGGACGGCCAUAACGGAGGAGAUUGAGUUUGUUGUGCCCCACGUUCCUAAGUUUCCCAAGGAGAAGAUUGAUCCCAUCAAGGUGGAGGAGGGUCACCCUGUCAUUUUGGAGUGUAACCCUCCUAAAGGAAUCCCUCCUUUACAGAUCUACUGGAUGACCAUCGACCUUCAGCACAUAGAGCAGGAUGAGAGGGUGUCCAUGGGUCUGAACGGUGACCUGUUCUUCUCUAAUGCUCUGGAGAAGGACAGCCGCAGAGACUACUGUUGCUUCGCCGCCUUCCCCAGGAUACGCACCAUCGUACAGAAGAAUGCCAUGUCGGUCAUAGUCAAGAGCAAAAAUUCAAACAGUGACUCAAGUAGCAGUCCUGGUCGUGCCAAUUCAAUCCUGGAGAGAAAACCAAGCCUUCUGAUGCCCUCUGGUGUCAAGUCGGAGACACAGCUGGUGAAAGGUGACGAGCUACUACUGGAGUGCAUUGCCGAGGGCUUUCCAACACCCAAGAUUGAAUGGGUAAGGAUGGGCCACAGGCUGCCCGACAGAGCGACGAUAGAGAACCAUGGGAAACUCCUGAGCAUUGACCGGGUCAAUGAGGACGACAGUGGGAAAUACAUGUGUAAGGCUAAGAACAUCCACGGAGAGGCCAACCACUCCUUUGAUGUAUCAGUGGAAGAGCCUCCUAAGUGGGUAUCUGAGCCUGAGAGCCAGCUUAGUACGAUUGGCUCAGACGUGCAUAUCAAGUGCUCUGCCACUGGCACUCCUCAGCCCACCAUCCAAUGGAGGGUGAAUGGAAAACCUCUUAAGGAGGUCCCAGCAUCGAACAGAAAAGUGUUGGACGACACCAUUGUCUUGCACAACGCCAAAUCGAUUGACAGUGCCGUCUAUCAAUGUGAGGCUUCCAACAGACAUGGAACCCUACUGGCCAAUGCCAAUAUCAUGAUCAUGAAUCUGCCUCCUAUGGUCCUGACAGAGGAAGGUCUGGAGUAUUCAGCUGUGGAGGGAAAGAGUGUAGUCAUGCACUGCAAGGUGUUCAGCUCUCCGCCCUCUAUUGUAACCUGGAACAAGGAUGACUCAACAGGGUCUGUGGAGGGACCAAGGUUUACAGUUCACCAGAAUGGAUCUUUGGAGAUCCAUAAUGUGGAGAAAGAGGACAUGGGCCAAUACACAUGUUACACCAAGAAUACUGAAGGGAAGUCUGCUAUAACUGCCUUACUGGAUGUUAAAGAUCCCACAAAGAUAUUCCAGGCCCCAGAGGACUUGCAGGUCCUAAUAGGAACCACAGCCCAGCUCUCCUGCCUGGCGGUGUACGACAUCUCCUUCAGUGGCGACUUUGAGAUCGUGUGGGAGAAAGACGAUAUGGAGAUAGCACUAAACCACACUGAGAAUUCUGGAUAUUUCUUAGAGGAUGGCAUACUGCAGAUCGUCAACGUCAGCCACAGAGACCAGGGCGUGUACAAGUGUGUGGCCAGAACUCCAGUGGACCAGGACACUGCCUCUGCACUACUCAUAGUGCUGGAUGUCCCCGAUGCACCUGAGAACUUGGUGCUGUCUGAACACAAGGGCAGAAGUGUGAAGCUCAAAUGGAUCCCUGGGGAUGACCACAACAGCUCAACCACUGACUUCAUUAUUGAGUAUGAGGAGAGCCAGUGGGAGCCAGGGAACUGGAACGAGCUUCAGAGAGUUCCAGGAAAUCACGGUUCGGCAGUCCUCAAACUUUAUGGACAUGUUGACUAUCGCUUUCGAGUGUCUGGAGUCAACGCGGUGGGUAGGGGGCGUCCCAGUGAGCCCACAGAAAGAUACAAGACCCCUCCUGCAGCCCCUGACAAGAACCCUGAAAAUAUUAAAAUCGAAGGUCAUUUGGCACAUGAAAUGGAUAUCAACUGGGAGCCAUUGUCCCCCAUUGAACACAAUGGGCCAGGCCUUGAAUACAAGGUGAGCUAUAAACGGCAGGAUGUGGAGGAGGACUGGCACGAGCAUGUGGUGAAAAGACACUCGUUUGUGGUGAAGGGCACUCCCACGUUCGUGCCCUAUGAGGUCAGGAUCCAGGCGAGGAACUACCAGGGAUGGGGACCUGAACCCAAAGUGAUGACUGGCUACUCUGGAGAGGACUUUCCCUCCGCGGCCCCUGAUGAUGUGGAGGUGGAGGUGAUGAACAACUCGCUGGUCAAGGUCAGCUGGACGCGCGUUCACAAGGAAAAGCUGCAUGGACAUCUGGGAGGCUACAGGAUAAACUGGUGGCGGCUGCGUAGUCUGCUGGACUCAAAGAAGACUCACGGGAACAAACACACGCUGACAUUCCCGGGGGACAGGAACCAUGCCAUGGUACCAGGGCUCGCGCCCUUCUCUGAGUACAGCCUCAUCGUCAUGACCUUCAACGGGCGAGGCAACGGGCCAGGCAGCCACGCCGUCAACUUCAAAACUCCCGAGGGAGUUCCAGAGGAAAACCCGGUUUUCAGGGUCACAGAUGUUCAGAAGCACACCGUCGCUCUCACCUGGGCACCUCCUCUGGUUGCCAAUGGAGUCGUCACAGGAUACCGGCUAGAGUAUCAGCUAAUCAACGACACAGAGGAGGUGGGUGUCCUGCAGUCGAUGGACAUCAGCAGCCCGGACACCACCUCGUGUGUCCUGCGGAACCUCGAGGCCGUCAGCAGGUACAAGUUCUACCUGCGCUCCUGCACCAGGGUGGGCUGUGGGCCCCAGGUCAGCGAGGAGAGCACCACCACACCUGUAGCGCUCCCAGCCCUGUUGAAUAUUAGUUCCUCAGUUAGUGACAACUUUGCAAAUAUCAGCUGGAUUCCGGGAAGCGAGCAAACCGAUUCAGAGUUUUAUGUUGCAUAUGUGAACAACCGUAAAGGUAACUGGAAGAUCUCUGAGGCAGUAAACACCUCUAAGACUUUCCACAUCAUUGAGGGGCUGGAGCCUGGGACUGCGUACACUGUGCGCCUUAUGACUAACAACUGGGUUGAUAAUUCUAGUAUUUUUGAAGAUGUAAUCAGGACCAGGGAUAAAGGUCUGGCAAGCAUCCAUGGAGGAAUCUCCACCCAGGGCUGGUUCAUCGGGCUGAUGUGUGCCGUGGCUGUCCUCACACUCAUUGUGUUAAUCGCCUGCUUUGUCAACAGAAAUAAAGGAGGGAAAUAUGCUGUAAAGGAGAAAGAGGACCUCCACCCAGACCUUGAAUCCCAGGGUAUGCAUGAUGACACCUUCUGUGAAUACAGUGACAACGAUGAGAAGCCACUGAAGGGCAGCCAGCACUCUCUGAGCGGACAGAUCAAAGCAGAGGACAGUGGGGACAGCCUGGUGGACUAUGGGGAUGAGGACGCCCAGUUCAACGAGGAUGGCUCCUUUAUCGGCGAAUACGCUGGACGCAAGGAGAAAAGGGUGUCCAUGGAAGUCAAAGGAACCACCAAUCAGAGCAAAGCGUAAGAGAAAGGCAAAGGGGCCAUCAUCCAUCCUUAGGACAACACUUUCAUCAGACUGGUCAGGGGGGGGGACUUAAUAAAGGAAGAACAUGACAUCCAUACCAAGCAGAAUCUCAUGUGAAAUGUAAUUUGUCAUUGUCAGCUACACUGCCAUCUUCAUUUUAUAAAGCUUGUCCUUUUAUCAAACUGUAACAGAAUGCAUCAUUUCAAAAUGUAUAUAUUAUUGUAUGUGUGGAGGUGUUUUAUAUUACCGCAAAUCAGUGAAAACCUUUGAGGCUUUUGCAUUUUUUUGUCAAAUGCAACAACUGUUUGUAAUCCACUCAAAUAUAGAAGGAAGAAAAUAAGAACUCCAGUCCACAUGGCUCCUUGUGUUAUACUGCCAGGUCUUUUAGCAAACAACAUGUGUAUGUGAGCAUAUGAUGUCUGUCUUGUUCAGUUGAAGCAAAUAUUAUUGACAUUUUAUAUUUGAAAUGCAUUCAUUAAAUAUGAUUUUAAUAUGUGUACAAAAGCUGUUUAUUAACUUAUUUCCUGGUUUUAUACAUGACAAAAUUAUACAAAAUGGAUGCCUCAGUUUUAUCACAUGAUGAAAUACACAAAAGACCCAAGGCAGGUGGGUCGUUCCACUUAUUAGGUGCCUUUUGAGUAGUGUAAUUUGGUAAACAUAUAUAUAUUUUUUUUACCUCAUUUUAAUAUUCUGUCAUAAAGACCAAAUGUUCAACUUAAUAAAAAAACACUUUUUCCCAUCUCAAUGUUUUUUUAUAUAAAACUAUAGUAAGUGCCUAUUAAAUGCCAAAUAAAGUAACAGGGUUGACCGUAACAGGGUUCAUCUUAAAACUUAAUCUUAAAUCAGCCAUGAAUCCCCUUGUGACUGGGGGGAAAAAAGCUUGUUGUGUGCAACAGGGAGGGGCAAGCUUCACAAAGAAAAUGUAAUUAUAAAAAAAUGGCUCGCCUGUUGAUCUAUGUGCUACAGGGUUAAUGUGUUCUGCUCGACUCGCUCAGUUUUCCUCCACAAAAGACCAGAAAAUGGCCGAAAAGAGUAGAAACGGCUCACCUGCAUUUACACUGUAAUUUUGACUAUUAGAUGUUCACUGUUUCUUUUGAAAAAAAUAUUUGAAAAGGAAUAGUUUCACUAUAUUUAAACAAAGAGUUCAGUUCACAUAACAGGGUUGACAUUAAAAUGACAGACAGUUUUUGUUGUUGUUAAGCUUAAGAUGAAUUACUAAUCACAUGAAAUAAAUAAUCAUCAUCAGAAAUGAGUGUCAAAGCAACGAAAUAACUAGGGCUUUACAAUGAUGGUGAAAACUUGGAGAAUGUUGGGGUUAAGUGGAUUAAAGUCACAGAGGAUGCACAGAGCGACAUGAAUUUUAUGUCUAUUCAUAUAAAAAAUCUGAUUUAUUGAAUUUCCCAUGUGGUCUAUAUUGAAGGCUACUUCAUUUACUAUAACAGGCAAUUCAAUAUUUGUGCACAACUUCUAAUUAAUAUAUCAAAGGGACACAAAAGGCACUCAUUUCAUGGAACGACCCAGGUGCUCUGAGAACUCCUCUCAGUUGAUAACAGGAAAGUACUUAUACUGUUGUUGUGGACAUUUCUGAUACAAUUUCCACGGCGAGGCUGUGAUUCAGUGGUUUUAUGCGACAGCUUGCUACAACAUGCAGACAAUUAUCAACCGAGUUACCGCUUGAUCUAUUCUAGUUCAUCAAAAUACCAAUUAAAGCAUGGCUUAAUGUUGUCCCAAUGUCCAGAGACCAACCUUGCUCAUUACAACGUGCAUGCCAUUUUAGACACUGCCAUUCAACUCCAAAAAAAACGAAUCACAGUCGUAAGCCUGUUUUUAAAGUCAACCUAAACGUUAACAGGACAAUCGCCUUCUAUUGCAUCUUUGUACAAAAAAAAAAAAAACAUGUACAGCUAUUGCAUGUGUUUCAGAACGUUUGUGGAUGUUUUUGAUGUUAUUAAAUUGUUUCACUUUUCAUAA